Molecule: messenger RNA, 468 nt
Organism: Asterias rubens (European starfish)
Lineage: Eukaryota; Metazoa; Echinodermata; Asteroidea; Forcipulatida; Asteriidae
Product: fibrinogen-like protein A
Exons: 4
Coding region: 1-468 (155 amino acids)
Source: RefSeq, a predicted model, not a curated record
AUGGCUCUCAAUAUUAUCUUAGAAGUGGAGAUGAACAGGUCAUUAGCUAAACCCUUAGCGACAGCCAUAAGGCCGAACAAAAGAAUAGUUGUGUUUCCUAUUACACUGUGGCAGGAGAAUAGGGCUGGUAGCCAUGAGAGUGGCAUCUUCACUAUCUACCCUGCUGGUCUGACUGAUGGAGUGAAGGUUUACUGUGAUAUGGAGACAGAUAAAGGAGGCUGGAUCGUGUUGCAGAGGAGACAAGAUGGCUCAGUUGACUUUUACCGUAAUUGGACAGAAUACCAAUCUGGGUUUGGUGAUCUCUCACCUGAGUUCUGGCUGGGUAAUGACAUCUUACGUAACCUUACUGAUUCAGCAGGUGAUUCAUUGACAUAUCAUAAUGGAAAAGCGUUCAGUACCAAGGAUCAGAACAAUGAUGCUUUGGACACUGGCUGUGCGCAAGAUUUAAAAGGAGCAUGGAUGUUAUAG